Limulus polyphemus (Atlantic horseshoe crab) is the source of this 401-nucleotide messenger RNA. RefSeq names its product Bardet-Biedl syndrome 7 protein homolog. Lineage: Eukaryota; Metazoa; Arthropoda; Merostomata; Xiphosura; Limulidae. Gene Ontology annotation, biological process: intracellular protein localization; cilium assembly; intracellular transport. Gene Ontology annotation, cellular component: BBSome; ciliary basal body; membrane. The annotation marks the transcript as partial. The transcript has 5 exons. The record is from RefSeq and is a predicted model, not a curated record.
CGAUAGGAGAAUUGUUUUGGUGCUAUUGAACACUGCUAACAUAAUUGAACUUUCAAGAUGAUGGAACUUAACCUAAACCGUGUUGACUACUUGCAGGUGGGUGUAACGUCACCAAGAACAAUGAAAUUAUUACCAGCUGGUGAAAAAAAAAGCUGUCAAAAGGUUGUAGUGGCAGAUCAUCAAGGGAUUCUUCAGUGUUUUGGAAUAAAACGAGGAGAUGUUCAGAAUAUCUUUAAAACGUUGCCAGGACAGAAAGUUACCAGGUUAGAACUUGGAGGAGCUGCGGGAACUGUUCGGGAUAAGAUAUUUAUUGCUGCUGGAAAUAAUAUCCGAGGUUUCAACAGGAAGGGGAAGCAGUUUCUGAGUUUUGAAACCAACAUGACAGAAAGCAUAAUGUCAAU